Schistosoma curassoni is the source of this 363-nucleotide messenger RNA. NCBI's taxonomy places the organism in Eukaryota, Metazoa, Platyhelminthes, Trematoda, Strigeidida, Schistosomatidae. The record is from the annotation of a GenBank genome assembly.
AUGGACUCUAAUGAUGAUCCUUCAGAUAUCAGUGCAGAUAAACGUUUUCUGUUAGCUUUACCAACACCUAAAAGGUUAAGCCAACCUUCAUAUACAUUUAACCGUUACAGACGUCCAAUGUAUGGCUAUGGCUAUAGACCAGAUUAUAUUGAUUCUGAUGAAGAUUUAGUCAAUGAAGAUAAAAGAUUUCUACUUGGUCUACCGCCUAAAGUUGAAUAUAAACGUUUUCUACUUGGUUUACCACCAUCACAUAGACAACAUAAAAGGUUCAUUUUAGGGCUACCAGCACCAACUAGAUUUCAUUCAUAAACGAAGAUAGUUUUAAACACGUGAAUGUCUACACACAUAUGCAAACGAAAAAUG